Grus americana (Whooping crane) is the source of this 4861-nucleotide messenger RNA. RefSeq names its product synaptonemal complex protein 2 (gene SYCP2). NCBI's taxonomy places the organism in Eukaryota, Metazoa, Chordata, Aves, Gruiformes, Gruidae. The transcript has 45 exons. Bases 99 to 4388 code for a protein of 1429 amino acids. The record is from RefSeq and is a predicted model, not a curated record.
CCGCGGCAACUGACCGACUGGGCGACACCGUGCCAGGUGCGGGGGAAGCAGAAACCUCUACGCGAGGCUGUCUCACGCUGAGUAGAUGAAUUGCAAAAAUGGCAGCCAGGAAUGAGAUGCAGUUUGAAAAGUUAAUUGAUGAAGCUACAAGAAAAAAAGAUUUCCAAUUAUUAGAACAAUUUCUGGCAACAGAAGACUGUGAAAAUGUCUCUCACAAAUGCAGCAAACAGUUUGUCAACAAAUUAGACAAGCUUCUAUGUCAGGAACUUGACAAACAAGACGUCAAAAGCAUUUCCACUUUACUAAAUUCUAUUCAGAAAUGUGGGGAAAAAAUCAGCAUAGCAGGAGAAGAUGGGCUCCCAGCAAUGAUAAAAUACGGUCUUAUUGGAAGGAUGGUUAACUGGUUUGAAAAGGUAAAAGGAAUUUUCAUCCUCAGAGGAAAUGAAAAGAAUGAAAUGCUUACAAGUCUGGCUGAAGAUUUCUUCGACAUGUUGCUGGCUAUAUGUGAUAGCAGACCUGAAGGUAAAAUGCAAAUACUGGAAAACUUUGUUCUGAGAACAUGUACCCUCAUUGCUGAUGUAGUAAGAAAACUUAAUUUAAUGCUUGACAACACGCCUCGAGAUGCCAGGAAAAAACUGUUUUCUACAAAGGAAAUGUUGCUUGUCAUGAGUGACAUGGGGAGGAGAAUUUUGGAUGCUGGAGACUAUGACCUGCAAGUAGCCAUUACGGAAGCUUUAUGCAGAAUGAUAUCAGAGAAACAAAGAGGAGAGCUGGCAUGCCAGUGGUUUUCCAUGGAGUUUGUGUCCAAUGCAUUUAAAGGAAUUAAAGAUGCUGAGUUUGAAACAGAUUGCAGAAAAUUUCUUAACCAAGUGAAUGGCAUGCUUGGCGACAAAAGAAGGGUUUUUACAUAUCCGUGUUUAUCAGCAGCUCUUGAUAAUUAUGAGCUACAGAUACCAUUGGAUGAAAAUCUUGAAGAAUUUUGGAUUGAUUUCAAUGUCGGUAGCAGAAGUAUAUCUUUCUAUGUGGCAGCAGAUGAUGCAGAUCAUCAGUGGGAAACAGUCAUUAUACCAGAAGAAGAGGUAGACCUGUACAGCCUUGAAGAAAAAGAUUCAAAGAAAUUAUUAACAAUAAAUCUAAAAAGCCCAAUGAAUGUGGGUAAUCAAGAAGGAGAUACAUUUUUUUUGUAUUUUGAUUCUAUCUUGGAAAUCAAAGAUGUAACCAGAAAGAUUUAUGGAUUUAGUAAAUGUAAGGGCUUUAGUAAGAAGCAGUCUGCAUCAGUUGCCAAAACAACUGUACAUGUUGUCUUUGAUGAAAGCGGAUCACAGGUUCUGAUACCAGAAAGUCAGUUGUCACCAUGUUCAGAAGAAAAAUCUGAAGAAGAGCAGAAACUCAGUAAGUACAAAACUCAGCAACUUCCUGGAGCUUUGAGGACUCUGAAUAAAAAUAACAGUCAAGAAAAACACAGAGGUGGUUCCUCCAAGAUAACUACGUCUUGUAAAAGGAAAGUGUCUGAAGCAUCCGUGCUUAUUCCUGGAACUACGAGACUUUCCACACGGAGUCCACUGGUAUUUGUUAGCACAUCCACUCCUUGUAAAGGACGAUUUAAAUUACCUUUGGAAAUGAUGAGCUCUGCUGAAAGGUCUAACAAUAAUGCAAUUAAUGAGACCAGAACAAAGAAUUUCUGUCAAGAACCUACUGGAAGUGGGCAAAGAUGUACACUAGACGAUGAAUUUUGUAAAACAGAACAGAUCAGGAAGUCAAAUAUCAGAAAUGAGACAAAACUACCUGAAAAGCGUAUGUGUGCUGAAGAAGUUUUAGAAAUGAUACAAGAGGCAGAAAUUGAGGCUGCACAAAAGCAAACUUUAGAUGAAGUGUUAGAUAUUGUUCCUGAUUCUCAGCCAGUAGGGAGAAGCAACAAACCUUUGCUGUCUGGUCUUUUGGAGAGUUCUUUUGAUAAAACCAAAACAUGGAAAAAAAGAGCAUGCUCUGUUCCUGAGAAGAAUAUAACAACUGGUGACAAGCAAAAGCUAAAUACAUCAUUGGCACCGAGAGCGUCCGAAACAUCUUUGCAUUCUGAUUUUACAAGAGAGGUACCUGAUGUUCUCUUUAGAAAAGAGACUGCAAAUCCCAAACAAUCAAAGGUGAAAACAAAGGCUACAGAAAUGACAGAUGCAGCAAAAUCACUAAUUAGUAAAAUCAGUGACAGAUAUCAAGUAAAGACUCAUGAGAUAAGCAAAGCAAGAGACUCCUUGGGUUUUAACAGGCCACAUUUAAAUAAAUCCUGUGUCUCUAAGGAUAGAAACCUGAAAACCACUACUUUUCUUAAUAUAACUGCUGGUCAUAUUAUGGAUGAUGUCUACAACUUUAACAUCAGUGGGUUUGAUGAGCCUACAAUAAAGCUUGGAAUCCAAGAAUUGCAUGUUACCGAACUGAGUGUUCAUACAGAUCCAAAGAAAAAAGGGAACACAGAUGACAGUAAAACUAGUACUGAAGUGAAAGGAAGAAAAACAACUAGAAACAAUCAAAACAAGAAGCAUCUCUUUAGUGACACAGACACAGAAUACAGAGGUGAUGACAGCAAGACAGACAUUAGUUGGCUACAAGAUUCAAAUAGAAAAUCUAAAGCCCAGUUAAUUGAUUACAGUAGAAAUAAAAACUUGGGGAAAUCUAUAAGCACAGACAAAACAGAUAAAUUCUGUGAACCUGCUUGCGACAUGGAUAAACCUAAAGGCAAAAAUGCAAGUAAGAAAAAGAUAAACAAACCUAAAAAACAGAAUUCAAGAACUGAUGAAAUAAAAGAACAAAGCACCAGAGAAAAACGACCUCGAAGAGCAGCCUUAGCAAAAAAUUACAAAGAGCCUUCCAGUUCAGAGUCAGAGAGUGAAAGGAAAUCUUCAGCUUGUACCUCUAGGGAGGAGAAAUCAAAAAGUCAGAAACAUUUGAAUGGGGAAAACAAGGAUGAUAAUCAGCAAAAGGCAUUCCAGAAUGUUGUAUCUAUGGAGCCAAAGAGAGUAGCUAACUUUGUACAUAAAGCAUUUAUUAAAUCAAAGAAUUCUGCAGAACAAAAGGAAAUUGAAAUGCCUUCAUCCGAGAGUCCUGCAUCUCUUGAGACAAUGAGAUGUGCUGAAAGAAUAUCAGAAGGAGAUAUUACUCAAGAGUGUACGUAUAGUGAAAGAUUGUCUGGUCUUCAGGAGUCAACACCAGAAAAAAGAGAAAUGUUAAACUUUGAGAAAGGAAUCUCUCCCAAUAAUUUCUGUCCACAAAAAAAGAAUAUUCAAAGCCUAUGUCUAGAACAGUCCCCUAAGACGACUGUUAAAAAGUUAACAUUUGGAAAUACAAGUUUCUCACCAGUUUUAACUGAAGCAUCUUUGCUCAGCUUAACAACAUACAAAUCUGUCAGUGGAAAACAUGCAAAGGGAUCUGUAUCUGAAACACACGAUAAUAACGAAGACUCAAGUUUCAGACAUUGCUUUUCAGACACACUUUCUGUUAAAGGAAAGCUACAAGAUAUUGCUAAACCUAUCACCAAAAGUGAAGAGGAGGAUUGUGUACCACCAUCUCCAUUGUCUGCUUCCAGUGGAAGUAAAGCACAGUCUUGGAGUGAAGAACCUUACGGCCCCAUACAUGAAUCAGGACCAACUAUACAGACAUUUCUCAAACGAAGGUACCACAGUGAUACAGAAAGCAAUUCUGAUGAAGUAGAAACAGGCAAAGAGGAGGAAAAGAAAGGAAACAGAAAAACAAAAUUACAGCCUAGAAAAUUAUUUAAAACAGAUGAUGCUGUUACUUACAGAGUGUCUGAAAGCAUAUCUACUGUAUCUGUAAAUGAUCUGUCUGUUUUGGAUGGGGAAAUCUGGGAACCUGCUUGUUCAACAAUCAGUAUAUGUCAGAAGCUCCAGAAAGAAUUUACUAAGAAAAUUGAGAGCCGCUCACGGAGAAUGGAUCAUUUUACUAAGCAAUCAUUAAGAGUUGCCCAUGAGCAUUUAACAACAAUGAGUUACCAGCUUCAUGAAUGCAGGAUCAGGCAGCUGGACAAAUUUCAUUUUGCUCUCCUUGAGGAACUUGAGAAUUUUGAAAAAGAUUCUCAGUCCCUGAAAAACAUGGAAAAAGAAUUCUCGACCUUUUGGAAAAAACAUACACAUACUUUUGGUACAUACAUGAAAAAUGAGCAACAGAGAAUUCAGAUUCUUAAAACUUCAUUUGAAAAGAACAUCUACCAUACUGUUGACUAUGAAGAACAUAUUUUUACUUCAGAGAUGCAUCUGAUGAAAGAAGACAUAAAAGGACUCCAAGAGAAACUUCUUAAAGAAAUGCAAGAAGAGGAACUGUGUAAUGUUCGCAGAGGAUUGCAGACUUUGUUUCAGUCAGAAGAUAGAAUUCUGAAGUAGUAUUUUCAGAUACCUUCCUGAAAUUCAAGGUGAAUAUAACACUCUUUUAUAAUGUAAAAUUUGACAGCUGUUUUUGUUUUGUUUUUUUUUACACUCAAGGAAACUAUUGUAGUGAAAACAUAUUUUCCUUAAUAAUAUUAAAGUCUUUGUUGAUAAGACUUCUCCUUUUGUAUGUGAGAUUUGGAAUUAUUUUACUGAAUCUGCUAAAAUGCAAUAUGUAAAUUUUUGGAUUUCUAGCACAUGCUAUUUUUUAAGAAGUCUGUAACAAUUUUUAUAGGCUAUUUAACGGACUUGCAGAGAAAUUCACUUUGAAUAUAUGUUUUGGGUCUGUGUGUACAGAAUACCCCUUUUGUCUGAUCCAGAAUACAGUCAGAAUUAUUUAGGAAUCAAAUCUCCUGUUUCGGUCUCAGUCCUAUUUGUCUGUGGUGUUAUACUUCAGUAGGAAUAUCUAAGAGAAAAAAAACUCUAAACAC